Syngnathus acus (greater pipefish) is the source of this 5424-nucleotide messenger RNA. Its product is annotated as forkhead box protein N3-like. NCBI's taxonomy places the organism in Eukaryota, Metazoa, Chordata, Actinopteri, Syngnathiformes, Syngnathidae. Gene Ontology annotation, molecular function: DNA-binding transcription factor activity; cis-regulatory region sequence-specific DNA binding. Gene Ontology annotation, biological process: regulation of DNA-templated transcription. Gene Ontology annotation, cellular component: nucleus. The transcript is spliced from 7 exons. The record is from RefSeq and is a predicted model, not a curated record. The coding region runs from base 472 to 1983 and encodes 503 amino acids.
GCAAGGCACAGCAGAGAAACCAACACGCACACGGCCACGCGUGCACGUACACGCGCGCACAAACACUCACUGUGCUCGGCUGUGGAGAGCGCAGAGAGAGAGAGAGAGAGAAAGACUGAGGGAGAACGAGAGAGAGCAUCGGAACGCAGCGGCUUGUGCGCGCGUGUGUGCAUGCGUGUGUGUAUGCGUGUGUGUGUCUGCGUGUGUGUGUGUGUACGCUCUCACUCGGCGCUAGAAACGACUGACGGGGCGGACAUGGAGCGAUUCGGGAAAAACGCUGGGAAGUGACCGAGCACUGACGCGAAGAGAGAAAAUCCUGCAAGGACGGAGGGGAAAUACGGGAGGAGAGAAGGAAGCACGGAAGGAAGGAAGGAAGGAGGGCGGCGAGAAAAGUCUGACAGAGGAUUGGAAGAGAGUGAAAGCGGCUCGUCUGGAACGCAGCAGGAUUCUAAGGAGUGAGCCCUGGGCUGGAUGGGACCCACCAUGCCCCCCAGUAAGAAGGCCCAGAGCCCCAGUAGUGGAGCCAGCGCUUCACAGGGCAUGAGCCCGCCGUACCGACAAGGCGACGCUGCGACGGCAGCAUCAGAGGCGGAGGCGGCGGACCUCUCCUUGUCCUUAUCAGCCUCCUUCUCCAAAGCUGAAGACGAAGAGCUCACCAGUCUUUCCUGGCUCCACGAGAGCACCGACCUCCUCAACAGCUUCAGCCACUCGGGCUUACGUAGCGUCUCCCCGCUGCUAGACCCCGACGGUCAGCACCCCCGCUCACCUUCUUCCACGUCGCCGUGCCCGGAUGACCCCCUGUUGGGCGAUGCACACUCGGCGUACGACUUGGCAGUGGGGGCCAAUAGGAAACCGCCGUAUUCCUUCAGCUGCUUGAUCUUUAUGGCUAUCGAGGAUGCGCCGAACAAGCGCCUGCCGGUAAAAGAUAUCUACGGAUGGAUCCUUGAGCAUUUUCCUUACUUUGCAAGCGCCCCGACGGGAUGGAAGAACUCAGUGCGCCAUAAUCUGUCACUAAACAAAUGCUUCAAGAAGGUGGAUAAAGACCGCAGUCAGAGCAUAGGAAAAGGAUCUCUAUGGUCAAUAGACCCAGAGUAUAGACACAACCUGAUCCAAGCACUGAAGAAAACACCCUACCAUCCCUACUCGACAGGCCUGGCCAGCCCCUCAACUUCCCCACCCACCCUGUCUCAGACAUUUCACCACAGCCACUCCAACUUCUCAGUCCUUGGCUCUUCUUCGCAUCCCUGUGGAUAUGUCAUCGAGAGUCCUCCAUUAUGGUCGGGGAGUCCCCUCUUCAGGAAGAAUGGCGGAGUCCUCCUACAAGUUCCUCGUGGUGUGAUUCAAAAUGGCGCCCGUGUAAGGAGCCAGGCGCUCUUCCCUGUGAUAAGACCCGUUCCUGUAAGCCCAGUAGGGAGCAGAACCUCGGCCAUAAGAUCGUCCAUAGGAGAUUAUCUGAAACGAGGCCAAGACAGCCCUUCCUGCUACUCUCCUCCGCCUUGCGCCGAGGAACUUCAGGAAGACCACAAUUACAGCACCGCCAAAUCCCCGAACAGGCUGGGGUCAUCGGAGGCCUCUGCCCCUUCGUCUCCGACGAACGACGACGACAUCAUCGCCGUGGAAAUCCAAUCCGACAUCAAACCCGAGCCCCGGGAGAUCCCGCUGGAUUCCCACGUCACGACCGCCGCAGCCACCUACCUUUCCCAGCAACCCCUGCGCGGACAGAGACGUACGUUGGGGGCGGGACCCGGGACCCUGGCGGGAAGCAGCUUCACGUGGACCAAAAACCGAGCGAGGGGCAUUAGCGACACGCUGCCUCUGAAGAAGCGGCGCGCGGUGGAAAAGCCGCCGGAGAGCGAUGACGAGGAGAUGAAGGAGGCGGCGGGGUCGCUGCUCCACCUAGCCGGGGUCCGAGCCUGCCUCAACAACAUCACAAACCGCACGGCUAAGGGCCAGAAGGAGCAGAAAGAGGCCCUGAGAAACUAAAAGACACAUAGUACAUAAUCACGUGAACACGUUAGCACGCAUACACACUGUACAACACACAACUAGAUCAACAGGUGACAUGUUUUAGUCUCUACGGACACGUCUCAUUUCCCUCUAUCUAUCUGCAGGGCAUUAGGUGAAUCCUACUUAUUUGUGGCAAUAUCAAAAAUCUAUGUUUUCCUACAUGUUCAGCAACACUAAUGGGUACUUCUCAUGUGUCUUUUGUUGUUGUUUUAUUUUUUUUUCAAAGGGGAUGAAAGCCAUAGUAAAGCAUUCAUUCGGACAAGUGGGCAAAAGUGAAUCAGUACAAGGACACGAGAUGGCUGUUUGUUUUGCAUAUUUGUUUGUUUGCGUGCGUAACCUGUAGCAAUCUUGCAGUGAUGCCAGCAAAGGCGGCAGAGCCUACGGAACUCGGGCGAGGGGAAAGGGGUGGGGCAGGGGGCGGGGCCUCACUGGCAUCACUCUCCUUACAUCCACGAGCACAAAUGUGAGUCUGUGCCAAAGAGAAGUGACCAGGUUGCUUCAUGUAGCCAAUAUGACAGCUGACAAAAAAAAAAUAGACUUUUAAAAAACGAAAAAAAAACACUCGAAGGCAACGGUAGUUAAGCUUGACGAGGACGACCUUAAAUGUCAAAAUAAUUGUAAAACCCAACGUGAUUAUAUACUCAUUCUUGAUAUUAUUUUAUGCCACUUAUUAUAAAAAAAAGCAACAUGGUUUAUUUCAAGAGCACUCAUAGUAUUUAAGAAUAGAUAUAUUAAAAUAUUGAAAAAAAAAAAAAUCUCAUGUUUCUCACCAUAGAGAUGGAUAGUGUGCCGGGUGUGAGGCAAUAUCUCCUUCAUUUCGUUGUUGUUGUUGCAUCAUGUAAACGUCCCCGAAACUUUACCCAGUACUUCCUGUCUUGAGACACCUGGAAAAGACAUUGUAGCUUCCCGUGGCUACCAUAUUCAUUUGACAAUGUCCAAGAACUGUGUUAGGGGUCAUGUUUGUGUCUAUUUCCUCCUCACUCUACCCUCAUAAAGAUAUAAGCAAUUUGUCCCACGCAGGCAACUCUGUAAAAAGUUAGAAAAUAUUUUAUUAUUUUUUUUUCUUUUCUUAAUUGAAGCAAUUUGACCUGCAGGACUUUCUCAGUUAUAUUGCAUGGGUGCUUGUAAAUAAGAUAAAAAGCAAAUCUUUUUUAUUCAAAGAACAUGUAAGAUAAAUUAUGUAUUUAGCAUGAAGCAUGACUUAUUUUCAUAUAAACCUUGAUCCUAGAGGAAAGGAAAAAAAAAAGGUUUUUCGCCAAUUCUUAUACCCGUGAAUUUAUUGGAUUUUUAUUUUAUUUUUUUCUCCCUUCUCCUGCGUUUAUUCGAAUCCUUUUGGGAUUCUUGAGCGGGCUUUCAAAGACACACCUUCAGGGAGCAACGUGGGGACGUAACUCUGCAACUCGACGCCCGAGGGUGCCACCCCUAAAAGUUGGCUUCUUGUCUUCGGCUCAUGCAGUGGUUUAGGACUUUAGGUGAUCAGUGUUAACCCUUGCGUUAUUCCACAAUACAUCUGUGGUGUGUGUGUGUGUGUGCACAUUGUUUAACAUUGUGCCUGCCUGCCCUCAGUACCUCUGUUGUCAUAUCUCGGACAUGUGUUGACAGACAUUUGAUUUGUUUAACAUGACAGUAUUGUUUUUUUUAUUUGCCCUCCAGCGUGUGUGCGUGCACAUGUGUGUGUGUGUGUGUUGUUUCCAUCAGCAUUGUUUUAUGUAAAUGUACCAAACAGAUGGACAUGUUGUCAGUGUCCUAAAAGAACCUCAUAUGUCCACAUACAAAGUUUUUUUUGUUUUGUUUUGUUUUUUAGAAAGGUAUUAAAGAGAACAAGGAAUGCAAUCAAUGGCAUUGUACACAAAAAAAAUUAGGUCUAAAUAUACAUGCUUGUUAAAAUUAGGGAUGGGCAUUUUACAAAAAAAAAUCAAAUGAAAAAUGAGUCAUUGUUUUCAAAAUAUUAUUUUAUAGUUAGUAGUUCUGAACUGACCAUUUUGUUCUCAAACUUUAUACACCCAGUGUGUCCUAAAACAAUAGUUAGCUGUCCACUAUAAUAAAAAAUAUAUAUACAGAAGCAAAUUAGUGUUCAUUUAAAAUGUGGCCAAAGUCCUAUUAAGGUGUCUGUAAUAUCGCAAGCCACUCUAACAUUAAUCAUUUCAACAUUAACACUGCACUAAAAUGUGAAAUUAAAUGUUUGACUUAAAUAUUCCACAAGAGUUUUAAACAAUCUGCAAAUCAAUUGUUAUGCCCAUCCUUAAUUGAAAUGUUGAUUUGCAGUUUUAAAUUCCAAAAAGUUCAAACAGUAUUAAGCAUUUUUUUAAUCUACUGCAUAAGUUGCUAAAGGUAAGCUAAUUCCGCUCACUUUCAUGGUUGUUAAAUUUAUCUCUUCCAGCUUUGAAUGAAAGAACGACUUAAUUGGGAAUUCAUGAAGCAGACGUUCUUUUAUUCUGAAGCGAUUUUUGAUAUUGUGCCGGCGUUUGUGCUUUGGCUUCGAACGUGGCUUUUAUUUGCUUGGAAGCUGCAGUACAAACGCGCACUGGAGCAGUGAGCCAAGUAUCUGAACGUAUGCAUGUCCCAUCCACACUGGUGAAAUCCUUUUGCCAACUGUAGCAUGCAUCACUGGCUGUUUUUUUUUUUUUUUUUUUUUUUUUUUUUGCAUUUUGUAUGGUAUCCAUGCUGACAAAAAACUAAGGCUCAAGGGAGGCAGUCAGUCAAGUGUCUUGUUAAGUGCCACCCGUCUCUCUUGUGCGAUAUCUGUGUGAGGUCAGGCCCUCUGCUGUAUUUACAGAAACAACCCACUCACGUACUGCCCAAAUGUCAUGUUGGUUUGGUAAGAGGCAAGAGGCUUUAAAUAAUCAUAAAAAAAAUAUAUUGUAUGUAAUUUCCCCUGUCUAGCUCAUUUGCAUUCAGGAACUCCUGAGCAAGCAAGUGGUAUACUUCACUGCCUAAAAAGUAUCUCAUUUAAAGCUGCCAAGCAAACUGACAAAAGCUUAAAAAAAGUUGCCAAUUUCUUUUCUCUUGUUCUGCUCUCCCGAGCAAAAUAGUCUACAGUACUGCCAUUGUAUUUGCUGACUGUCGAAGCUGAGUAUUGGAAAGCCAUAGGUUAGUGAUGUCAAAAAUGCAAAACGGUUAUCGAUCGGCGAGACGUGACGGAGAGUACACCCAGGUGCGUUGUUUUUUUUUCCGGUAAAUGUUCAACUCCUUCCUCUUCCUCUUCCUUAUUGUGCAAUCAUAUUGCCAAAGAAUGAGUUCCAGACCUGUUUCAUCACUACAUGUAAAUAUCAACGUUGUCCAAUACCGUGGCAAAAAAUAUAUAUAUAUAAAUGUUGUUUUAUUUUGUUUUCCAUUUUCUGAGAAACUGCAACGAUGUUUAUGUGAUGUAUUGUCUUCCAGUUGGUUGCAAUAAUAAAAAAAAAUCCAAGUUGCAGA